UUUCUGAGGCCGGUCUGCUUGCUGCUGGGUCCCACAAUCACAAUGGGGGAUGUGAGUGUUUGACAGUGGAAUCCUGACUUGUGUUUCAGUGGGAUUUGGUUUUGUGUCAGCCGGAUAAUGGAUGCGGACAAACGGACGCUGACUGUGACCAUGCUGACCACUUUAACUGCGGUUCUUCUGUACGCGACCACUUCCGUGUGUGCAGUGGAAGAAACAGUGAUGGAUACAAGGACAGCAACGGCUGAGCUGGGCUGGAUAUCAUUCCCUGCAAAUGGAUGGGAGGAGGUGAGCGGCUAUGAUGAGAACCUCAACACCAUCAGGACGUACCAAGUGUGCAACGUGUUUGAGCCCAGCCAGAACAACUGGCUCCUCACCACAUACAUUGACAGAAGGGCGGCGCUGCGUAUCUACGUGGAAAUACGCUUCACUGUACGAGACUGCGCUUCCAUCCCCAGUGUCCUUGGUUCCUGCAAAGAGACAUUCAAUCUUUACUACCUGGAAACAGAUAGGGCUGUGUCAGAGGGCAUCAGAGGGGUGGAGUAUUGGGCAAAUGCACCCUUCCUUAAGGUGGACACCAUUGCAGCAGAUGAGAGUUUUUCCCAAGUAGAUUUUGGCGGACGACUGAUGAAAGUCAACACAGAAGUGCGUAGUUUUGGCCCACUCUCCAAAGGAAAAGGGUUCCAUCUGGCCUUCCAGGACCUGGGAGCCUGUAUGUCCCUUCUUGCUGUUAGAGUAUUCUACAAAAAAUGCCCCAGCAUUGUUCAGAACUUUGCUUACUUCCCAGAGACACUCACUGGAGCUGAGUCCACAUCACUGGUAAUUUCUAGAGGAAGUUGCAUCCCCAAUGCAGAGGAAGUGGAUGUGCCCAUAAAACUUUACUGUAACGGCGAUGGAGAGUGGAUGGUACCCAUCGGCAGCUGCAGCUGUAAGCCUGGUUACGAACCAGACAAUGGCAACUUGUGCAGAGCAUGUCCACAGGGCACCUUUAAAUCAACCCAGGGGCCCGGAUUAUGUCAGCAAUGUCCACUUAACAGUCGGUCUACUAUUGAGGCUGCUACCCUUUGUGGAUGCCGCAAUGGUUACUAUCGUGGUGACAUGGAUAAACCAGAGGACCUGUGCACAAAUGUCCCUUCAGCUCCUCGUAAUUUGGUCUCAAUUGUCAACCAAACAUCAUUGCUGCUGGAGUGGCACCCGCCACGUGACAUCGGACACCGUGGAGACCUUUCCUAUAACGUGUUGUGUCACCGGUGUCACAGCAGUGAGCGACGGGCAUGUCAGCCAUGUGACGACAAUGUGGCCUAUGUUCCAGGCAGGAGGGGGUUAAAGCAAACCAGGGUGGAAAUCAGCAAGUUGCGUGCCCACACAUCAUAUACCUUCGAUAUACAGGCAGUCAACGGCGUCUCCAACAAGAGUCCUUAUCCUGCCCAGCAAUUGUCAAUCAACAUUACAACCAACCAAGCUGCUCCUUCAGUGGUUCCCAUAAUGCACCAAGUGAGCUCAACAAGACGCAGUUUCUCAUUGUCAUGGCCGCCCCCUGAACAUCCUAAUGGAAUAAUCCUUGACUAUGAGAUACGAUACUACGAUCAGUCUCAGUCAUCAGUUUUGAACAGCUCAGUGGUUCAGAGCGAGACCCCUGGUGUGAUUCUGGAGGGACUGAGACCCGGGACUGGCUAUGUGGUUCAGGUGAGGGCCCGCACAGUGGCUGGCUAUGGAGCCUACAGCAAGGAGAUGCUCUUCCAAACACUCACUGAUGAUGAGUUUAAGUCAGAGUUGGGGCAGCAACUCUCCAUGAUCGCAGGCUCAUUAGUAGGCGGGGUGUGUGUUGUCUCGUUGGUUGCUAUUGCCAUCAUUUGUACCAGGAGAAGACAGUUGAAAGAGAGUGUGUAUGGAGACAAGCUGCAGCAGUACAAUGCAGGGGGAGAGGUAACAUUAAGACCUGACAUGUUUAGUGGUCCCACCCCCACGGUGACCUUCCCCACCAUGUCGGAUGGUCACAGUUCACCAGGGGUCAAGAUAUACAUCGACCCUUUCACCUACGAAGACCCCAAUGAGGCUGUCCGGGAGUUUGCCAAGGAAAUUGACCCCUCAUGUGUCAAAAUAGAGGAAGUCAUUGGCUCAGGUGAGUUUGGAGAGGUGUACAAAGGCCGCCUGAAGCCUGUGGGGAAAAGAGAAAUUCCCAUUGCCAUCAAGACUCUGAAGGUAGGCUAUUCUGAGAGGCAGCGUCGGGACUUCCUGGCUGAGGCGUCAAUCAUGGGGCAGUUUGACCAACCAAACAUCAUCAGGCUGGAGGGUGUGGUGACAAAGAGCAGGCCCACAAUGAUCAUCACGGAAUUCAUGGAAAAUGGAGCUCUUGACUCGUUUUUAAGGCAAAAUGACGGGCAGUUCCCCGUGAUCCAGCUGGUUGGUAUGCUGAGAGGCAUUGCGUCUGGAAUGAGGUACCUGGCAGAGAUGAGUUACGUUCACAGAGACCUGGCUGCUCGCAACAUCCUGGUUAACAGUAACUUGGUGUGUAAGGUGUCUGACUUUGGCUUGUCUCGUUAUUUGGAGGAGGAUACGUCCGACCCUACUUACACCAGCUCACUGGGUGGUAAAAUCCCAGUGCGGUGGACGGCCCCAGAGGCAAUCGCUUAUAGGAAGUUCACAUCGGCCUCAGAUGUUUGGAGCUAUGGGAUCGUCACCUGGGAGGUGAUGUCAUACGGCGAAAGGCCUUACUGGGACAUGAGUAACCAAGAUGUAAUCAACGCCAUUGAGCAGGACUUCCGGCUGCCAGCUCCCAUGGACUGUCCAACAGUGCUUCACCAGCUGAUGCUGGACUGCUGGCAAAAAGACAGGAACGCACGGCCAAAGUUCCCGGAUGUUGUCAACAUGCUGGACAAAAUGAUACGCAACCCAGCAUCCCUGAAAGCAGGCACCAACAAUGUUGCUCCAGGUCCAUCCCAUCAUCCUUUGUUAGAUCGUGGGGCUCCAGAUUUGAGCAGGGUGAGCUCUGUAGAGGACUGGCUGGCUGCACUGAAGAUGACCCAGUAUAGAGACUCCUUUCUGGGAUCGGGCUUCACCUCCUUGCCGCUCGUCACUCAAAUCACAGCAGAAGACCUCCAGAGGAUCGGAGUAUCUCUUGCUGGACACCAGAAGAAAAUUCUCUCAAGCGUUCAGUCAAUGAGACACCACAUCGAUGACCAGUCUCCUACUGAAUCUGUGUAAUCAGCAGCUUCAAACCGGUUGGUUUAACGUCUUCAUGCAAGAGGAGUGCUUCACCUUUGCGCACAUGUUCAGUUUCCUUUUACAAUCCCCGGCCAGACUUCUAUUCGCUGCUCAUCUUUUCAGAAGCAGAGAUACUUUUCAACUUUGGAAGUGAUUAAAUGCACAUUUACAAGAGCCAAUGUAAGGUCAGCAUGCUCUUUAAGUGAAGGAAUAAGGACAAGUAUGUGCUCUUUACAAAACCUGAUGUGAUCUGACCUGAAAAAAAACUACAAUCAUAAAAGCCCAUUUCCAUCCACAAAGCAAUUUUUACAACUUGACAGUUUUGAUUCAAGGGCAUCGUGGCCUGCUUCUCCUCCUUAUGCAGCAAUUGUACCAACAUACCAGGAAGGGGAGAGUGUCCUGAAUGAACAAUUGUGUGAACAACAAAAACAGGUCAAAAAGCCUGUUAGAUGUUUCCUGUGUCGAUAAAAAAGACUACUCUGUUGUCUGUGUGACAACUGCCACAAUUGAAAUACAGAAGAACCCACAGUUAAAAGGGACUGUGUCAAUCUAUCUUCAUAUUGAAGAGUCUGUACAUAUCAUAUGGGAUGUUUAUUUCCUACAAUAUUUCAUGUAUUGUGUUUAUUGGUAUUGCACUUGGUAUCUUCCUAAGGUUGAUUCUUCGCUUUUGAUGAAACAAAGUCAAAAAGAAUUAUUUUCACGGUACGCUUACAAUCACCUCUUCCAUGUAAAGAGCUUGCAAUGCUUAGCCUACUCAGAUGACUAAUUCACAGGACUUAAAAUAAGUGACUUUUAAAAUUAGCACAAUUUCUAUUGAAGUGGAGGUGAUUAUUGAACAGAAAGAGGAAGGAAACUAUAAAAACCCUGAGGCAUGUUAAAAGAAAAAAAAACACUGCAACUGGAAGGUCACAGCAGGUUGGAAGGAAGGAAAGGAAAAUCAAGGAUGUGAUGGAAUUGAGUAAAAAGUGUUUGACUCCUUCCUGAUUUUUAUUUUUUAUUUUUUGCCUGUCAUACUUCAAUGUUUCAGAUCAUCUAACAAAUUUAAAUAUUACUCAAUGACAAACUGACCUUUUUAAAUGAAAUGUUUUAUUAUUGGGGGAGUAAAAAAAAAUCCAAACCUACAUGGACCUGAGAGAAAAGGUGAUUGCGCCCCUUCCCCAGAAUGAAAGUCAGUGGAUCUAUCAGUCUGGAAAAGGUUUUAAAGACAUUUCUAAAGAUUUGGGACUCCAGCAAACCACAGUGAGAGCCAUUAUCCACAAAUGGCAAAAACAUGGUGAAACUUCCCAGGAGUGGCUGGCCAACCAAAAUUACCUCAGAGUCAACAACAUCCAAAAAUCUGCAGGCAUGAAUUAACCUCAGUUAAGGUCAGUGUUCAUGAUUCCCCCAUAAGAAAGACACUGAGCAAAAAUGGCCUUCAUAGCAGAGUUCUGAGACAAAAACAACAUUAACGCUCAUCUCAAUUUUGCCAAAAAAAAUCUUGAUGAACCACAUGAUCUUUAGGAAAAUACUCUAAAUUGUAACUUUUUGGAAGGUGUGUCUCCCAUUACAUGUCAUUUUAAGAAAGGGGCAUCACACCAACAGUAAAAUAUGGUGGUGGUAGUGUGAUGGUCUGGGGCUGUUUUGCUGCUUCAUGACCUUGAAGACUUUCUGUGAUAAAUGGAACCAUGAAUUCUGCCAAAAAAAAAAAACCUGAAGGAGAAUGUCCGGUGACCUCAAACUGAAACCCACUUGGGUUCUGCAACAGGACAAUGAUCCAAAACACACCAGCAAGUCCACCUCUGAAUGGCUGAAGAAAAACAAAAUGAAGACUUCGGAGAGGCCUAGUCAAAGUCCUGACCUGAAUCCUAUUGAGAUUCUGUGGCAUGACCUUAAAAACGCGCUUCAUACUGAAAAACCCUCCUGUGUGACUGAAUUACAACAAUUCUGCAAAGAUGAGUGGACCAAAAUUCCUCUACAGUGCCGUAAGAGACUCAUUGCAAGUUGCCGUUGAUUGCAGUUGUUACGUCUAAGGGUGCCCCAACCAGUUAUUAGAUUCAGGGGGCAAUCACUUUUUCUCAUGGGGCCACAGCAAGUCAGUCACUAAUACCUCACUUGAACAUGCGUAUCAGCUGUCAAAUCCCAUUUGUGCAGCCGUCAUCCAAAGGGCGAUGAUCAUUUUGCCCCAAGCAGGAGGAGGUCUUUGCAUCAAUCAGUUCUUCCUACUCACUAACCCAAUAGGACACUGUUAGUCAAUCAAUCAGGAGACACUCGAACCCUAAGGUUUAUGGACAAAUACUAUGUGUUUACAGAGAAUGUACCUCUUGCACUAAAUUACCUUCAAAGCAAGGCACGCUUUAAUGAGUUUUGGGUGGAAGAUCUUUAGAUCCCUCUAAUGGAUGAAUGGACAAAGAAGAAGCUUGUAGACUAAAUUCUUGUGUUUUAGUUCUCCAAUUAGAUGUAAUGUUUAGAAAAUAACACUUCACAGAUGAAUAUAGCCCAAAAUAUCAUUUUUCACCCAGAUCAUCUGCAUCAAAGUUCUCAAUGACUUACGUACAUGUCAUAGGUUUUUCUCAGCUACAGCCGUCCUAUCCAAGACAACCUGAACAGUUCAUUGUGUGAUUGAUUCAAUACAAUGAGUAAAUGAGAAUUUACAGACAUACUAUAAGUAGGUUCUGAAAAUCUGUGUUUGGUCUAACACCGCCGUUCAUCAAGAACUUCACAGCUUUUUUGUUAUUUCUUCAUGACCUCGCAAAUAUUUUAAACACACCAUUUUCCACUCCUCACAAAAGCUCCACGGGUGUUAACAGAUCUGCAUGCGUUGCCUGGCAACCUGAGAAUGUUCAAAAUUUGAGUCUGGAAUUUGUUGAGAAGAGGUGGGAGAGAGUGUGAGUUGCAUCUCUGGAGGAAGCGUUUCUUUGCUGGUUCAAAGGUUUAGUAAGAACAGCAUCAAUAAACUCACGUAAGACACCAAAACAAAAAGAUAUGAAGUAAUUUAAUAGGAAGUGGAAGAAUAUCUCAGGAAUAUGAUGGAUGGGAUUCAUGUUGACAAGGCUGGAUAAAUGUCAUCUUGUCAUUAGUCAUUAAUAUAUAACUCAGAUAUUUAUUAGUCCAAUUGUCUUUGAGAACAUGUUGUUAUAACCAUUGUUUUAUGUGGAAUGUAAAACCACCUAAACUCUAAAUAGGAAUUUAGGUUUUUACCUUAUUUUCAGUCUUAAAAUAACACCAAACACGAUUGCUGAAUGUAUAUGUUUGUUUUAUAUUUUGCAAGUUAUUACCAGCCUGUUUAUAGAUGGUUUAUCUCUUUUCUGUUUCACAAACAUUUGGUUAGAAAUCGUACAAAAAUUUCAACAUUAUGUCUUCAUGAAACUUUCAAUACCUUGAAGACUUCGACCACAGGGGUCGGCAACCUUUAACAUCGAAAGAACCAUUACACUGCUUAUAUUCAUUCAUUCAUUCAUUUUCUACCAUUUAUCCUCACAAGGGGUGCUGGAGCCUAUCCCAGCUGUCUUCAGGCGAGAGGCGGGGUACACCCUGGACUGGUCGCCAGCCAAUCACAGGGCACAUAUAUAGACAAACAACCAUUCACACUCACAUUCAUACCUAUGGACAAUUUGGAGUCGCCAAUUAACCUAGCAUGUUUUUGGAAUGUGGGAGGAAACCGGAGUACCCGGAGAAAACCCACGCAUGCACAGGGAGAACAUCCAAACUCCACACAGAGAUGCCCGAGGGUGGAAUUUUACUGGGGUCUCCUAGCUGUUAACACUGGGCAGAAUUCUCAUCAGUUGUCAUUCUAUUGGUUUCUAUUCUAUUUAAUUUUCUGAAUAAGUUAAGUUUUUUUAAGUUUCUUACAUAUAUUCUCUAUCUGUGACUGCCUUUCCAUCACAUGUAAAAGCAAUUUUCUCACUAAAUCUGGACACUUUCCAAACCAUGUUGGUGACUAGCAGUAAAUGUAAAGGCUUUUCCUGAUGUAGUAGGGAGAUUUUACGUUAAAGGGAAAACAGAUAUUGUUCUCAGCGGUGAGUGUACAAUCAGCUGCCGCAGCACACUAUUCUGGAAUUACCGCCUCAGCAAUUACCCAGCACAUAGCAUAAAAUCACCGCCCUCGGCAAAAGGAAGUAUAGGAUAAGGUCUUCUGAUGGACAUACAGUAUCUUUCUUAUAUGGAAUAUAACCUCCAUUAGAGGGCUAUAUUUGUUGAUUGUGGACAUUUCUUAGAGCUUAGAGCCCUCCAGUAUCCCCCAUAUUCUUCAUUAUGUUGUAAUAUUAUUGUCAUCAUACAUAAACAAUAGUAUUGUCAACGGAUUUGGACAGGAAAACAUUUGGGCAUCCUUUCAAAGACUUAGUGUAUAACAUUGUAAUACAUUAUAAUAUGCUUUCUCACAUAGUUAUAAUGAUAUAUCUAUAUUCUAUAAAAGUACAGGACACAGGACAUGGCAUCCUACUGCAUUUAUGUGAAAACAGCCUAUGCAGUGUUUUGGUCAACAGAUGCUCUUGCCGUGUUCUGCAAAAAAUGUACAAUUUUCAGAAUUUUCUGGAAAAAAUGCUGGGAUUUCUGGUGCUUGAGGACAAAUUAUUAAUAAUAGUUCAAGUGAAAAGCUACCUCUUAAUGAGAAGCCAGUCAAAGGUGAGCCACCCAAUGUGUUUUUUUUUUCUGUGUUGCCAGGCAGAGUUGAUUGGGUUCAUAGAGUCAGUGUUACACACCAAAUUAGCUGUAUCAUCAAAAUAUUUUAGCAUGUGCAGGAAUCUGUAGUUGCCGUGUCUUUUUCACAACUUCCUGUUCCGAGUCUGGCCUGAGCUCAUGCCUCCUGCCCAAAUAAUUACAGUUUUGCAUCACUUAAUACAUAUUUCAGCAAGUUCAUCAUCUGUUUUAACAGUAAUAUCCAUCCCAGUAUAUACAGUAGACUGGCCAAGUCUUUUAUUUCAGUGUUAAAAAAAACAGUAUAAUUCAAAUGCUUUGUGGAUGUGCAAAGAAGGUUUUUGCCUUUUAAAAGAUGCACUCCCCUAUGGUAUGUCUUAAUUCUAGUUGUUAGCCGUCAAUCUUUUUAAGGAUGCACUUUUGGUUUGUAGUUCAAAAGAAAAAAAAACAGCUUCACAAGCGCUGUGGUCUGUCUUAAGUUUACCUGCAAUACUGUUUUAAGUACUGAUCGAUCGGUCAAAGCAUCCACUGUAAUGUAUAAUACCACUGUACUAUAAUAAUGUGUGUAUGCCUGUAAAUUAUUGACAUGUGGGUGUGUAUUAUAUCGUAUGUGUGCUGUCCAGUGUACUUGAAAAAAAAAUGUUUGUAUAUGGUGAGUGUGCAGGUUUGUAGUUGUUAACUUUUUGAAUUGUACAUUUCCAAUGCACUAUUGGUCAAUAAAGUCACUCGAGCUAAUAAGCUGGGAAAAUCCUUGUUGAAGUCAUGUUUGCAAGAAAGACACCGAAACAAGAGUUAUUCUUUUUCUAAAGGUUCCAUCAUGGUAACUAACAUGAAGUUCAUAGCGUUUGACUUCAAAUACAUUCCAGAAAUCAUUGAGGAAUUAUCAUUAUAAUAUACAUAUAUCAUUAUAUCAUCAUACAUCAUUUAUAAUCAUUCCAUCCUGGAAAAAAGUACAGUUUAGAUGAAUUAUUAAGGGCAUUCCUGCCCGUGAUGAAAUGUCUGAAAGCUACUGUAAUUCGAACUUAUUGUCCCUAACGACAAUCGGGAAUUCAAAUACAUCCAGUCAGCCUAAUAUUGCCUAAGCCUGUGAGGUGUUAUUCGAUUUGACGCUAAGUUCCUCUGUAAAA
Messenger RNA from Doryrhamphus excisus (bluestripe pipefish), 8942 nucleotides. RefSeq names its product ephrin type-B receptor 1-like. Gene Ontology annotation, molecular function: protein binding; ATP binding; transmembrane-ephrin receptor activity. Gene Ontology annotation, biological process: axon guidance; protein phosphorylation; ephrin receptor signaling pathway. The record is from RefSeq and is a predicted model, not a curated record. Lineage: Eukaryota; Metazoa; Chordata; Actinopteri; Syngnathiformes; Syngnathidae. Gene Ontology annotation, cellular component: dendrite; plasma membrane.